AUGGAGUCGUCAUUAAUAAAACAGUUAGGAGUAAAUGAGAUAAGGGAAGAAGCUUUGAAUAAUUACAUUACAGAAACAGAAGAUAUCCAUAGAAUACCUCUAAGGUCGAUGCAUACGUGUCUGGAUCAGAGAUGUUCGUUCGUUCCUGCGGAUCAACACCUCGAGGUAUCGGAUUAUGGCUUCCUGCUUCUUGAUGGCAUCGGCGAACGUGGCUUCGAUGUUCCUGCGUACUACCACGAACUACUUCAGCUUCUUGGCUUUGUUCAUCUCCGCCGCAAACCCUGUACUCAUGAAUUUCCAAAUAAUCACAUAGCUGAAAACGACGUCGCGAUGGGAUGA
Messenger RNA from Striga asiatica, 339 nucleotides. Lineage: Eukaryota; Viridiplantae; Streptophyta; Magnoliopsida; Lamiales; Orobanchaceae. The record is from the annotation of a GenBank genome assembly.